Fonsecaea monophora is the source of this 822-nucleotide messenger RNA. RefSeq lists its product as hypothetical. The transcript has a single exon. Lineage: Eukaryota; Fungi; Ascomycota; Eurotiomycetes; Chaetothyriales; Herpotrichiellaceae. The record is from RefSeq and is a predicted model, not a curated record. Bases 1 to 822 code for a protein of 273 amino acids.
AUGGCACCACUCCGAGUCUGCGCCACAGCAAAAAUCCUUGUGCUCGGACUGGCUCUGGUUUCUGCUCUGCCACCAGUCUCGGUCUCAGUCUCGGGCGCUCCUGUCCAUUACAGACACGAUCAUCAACAUCGACGUCUGCAUGGAAGUGCCGUCCUUGAAAACGAGCACUGGCGAAUCGGGACUUCAAGCACGGUGUUGGUCGAGGCCACGGCCACGGCCACCCCCAACCCUCGCGCCGUGCCCGAAGACGAUCUCCCGAGCGUGAAGACGACGACGACGACGACGACGACGACGCGCUUCGUGUAUUAUCCGAUCGCAACACCUUAUUUCCCAAAUUUGCUUCACGUGGAGGCGGGAGAUGAGCUGCCCGCAGAGGUCUUUGCGAGGAUUUCCGACCGCGCUCGUGCUCUAGGUCGCAGCUCUGCAUACCCACCAAACAACCCCGUCAAAGUAGCCACGGGUUUGUUCGAGCAUCUGGCAUCUCGACGCAGUCCCCGUGGCGACGGCGAGAGCAUCUCUUCACAACCGUACCUGCUGAACAAAAAGUCGAUCUCUCCCCCUUCCAGAGUCUCCAACUCGGCCAUUGUCCUCUUCCUUGGUGCGGUCGGCUUCUUCUUCGUCUCUCUCGUCUGGAAUCUGUACAUCCGCCACGGCUGGACCCGGGACAAGGCCAACCAGAUAGACGUGGGCGCGGCGGGAGCCAUGCGACUGACAUCACUGACAGGAGAACGUCGGCGUGGUGGCACAGCCAAGGCUCGUCGCAGUCCCGGCGGAUGGUUACGGGCAGCCAACGCGGCGUCUCCACCUGUGUUUGUCGUGUGA